Molecule: messenger RNA, 1344 nt
Organism: Dioscorea cayenensis subsp. rotundata (Guinea yam)
Lineage: Eukaryota; Viridiplantae; Streptophyta; Magnoliopsida; Dioscoreales; Dioscoreaceae
Product: probable xyloglucan endotransglucosylase/hydrolase protein 30
Biological process (GO): cell wall biogenesis; xyloglucan metabolic process
Cellular component (GO): cell wall; apoplast
Molecular function (GO): hydrolase activity, hydrolyzing O-glycosyl compounds; xyloglucan:xyloglucosyl transferase activity
Source: RefSeq, a predicted model, not a curated record
AGAUCCACAUGCGAAUGCGGAACGCCAUGAAAAAGCAAUCCAGAAACCCUACAUCUUCUCCUCCUCCCCCGCUUUAAAAGGGGACGAAGACGAAUCAAAUCCAGAACCAAAACCAAAUCAAAGCAUCAACAAUGGGAAAUCAAGCGUACCUCGUAGCGAUGGCGGUGGCGAUGAUGGUAAUCUCAUCAUUUCCGGCGCCGGCGAUGGGGUUCUUCAACGUGACGCCGAUAGGGUUUGAUGAAGGAUACACGCCGCUGUUCGGGGACGGGAACUUGGUGAGAUCGGAGGACGGUCGGAGCGUGAACCUCGUCCUGAAUCGCUACUCCGGGUCGGGAUUUAUAUCUUCGGAUUCGUAUCGAUACGGCCUCUUCAGCGCCUCCGUUAAACUGCCGUUUGAUUACACGGCAGGCGUCGUUGUUGCCUUCUACAUGUCAAAUGGGGAUGCAUUUGAGAAGACACAUGAUGAACUAGAUUUUGAGUUUUUAGGGAAUGUCCGAGGGCAAGAAUGGAAAGUGCAAACUAAUGUUUAUGGCAAUGGAAGUACAAGCAGAGGACGUGAGGAAAGAUAUCUUCUCCCUUUUGAUCCAACUUCUGAGUCUCAUCAGUAUUCCAUUCUUUGGACUCCUGAAAACAUUAUUUUCUAUAUUGAUGAGACGCCGAUAAGAGAAGUAACACCGAGUGAGACAAUGGGAGGAGACUACCCAUCAAAGCCGAUGUUACUCUAUGCAACCAUAUGGGAUGGUUCGGCCUGGGCCACGGCCGGAGGCCGAUACAAAGUUAACUACAAGUAUUCACCUUUUGUCGCCGAAUUCUCCGAACUCAUCCUUCAUGGUUGUCAAAUGCCAAUUCUCCAGCAAUUCUCAGCCAAUUCUUUGGAUGAUGAUAAUGAAGAUGGACAACAUUGUGCUGAACUUGAGUCUAGUUUGCUGGUUGCUGACUAUGCUGUCAUGACUCCUGAGAAGCGUCAGGCUAUGAGGAAGUUUAGGGAACAUUAUAUGACUUAUUCUUAUUGUUAUGAUGUUCUCCGGUAUCCGGUGGCCUUCCCGGACUGUGACAUUGUUCCGUCGGAGCAACGGAGGUUUUUGGAAUCCGGUAAUAUUAAGUACACACCAAGAAAACAUCGGAAAUCAAAACGAAGAGAUCCGAGUUUUGAAAAUUUGGAUGUUGUUGAUAAAGAAGCGGAUUUAUGAAUAAUGUUAUUUGUACAAAUUAAGUUUAUUGAAUGGAUUUUUCAACUCUAAUGGCUGUUAAGUAAGUUGGGAGGCAUAUUUGUGAACUUAAUUUGUACAAAUAACAUUGUGUUUUUAAUAUGUUUAUGCUUUCUGGGUACAUUGUUACAAUAGU